Molecule: messenger RNA, 939 nt
Organism: Pelmatolapia mariae (spotted tilapia)
Lineage: Eukaryota; Metazoa; Chordata; Actinopteri; Cichliformes; Cichlidae
Gene: cavin4b
Product: caveolae associated protein 4b
Exons: 2
Coding region: 1-939 (312 amino acids)
Biological process (GO): regulation of gene expression
Cellular component (GO): cytoplasm; caveola
Source: RefSeq, a predicted model, not a curated record
AUGACCGAUAAACCGGGGAUGACGACUGGUGGCGGAGAUGAUGCGGGUAGCAUCAUGGCGUUGCUGGAACGCGUGGCGGGCCUCAUGGACAGCGUCCAGGUCACACAGCAGCGCAUGGAGGAGCGUCAGCUUGAGCUGGAGAGCACGGUCAAAACCAUCCAGGCCGAUGUUGUCAAACUGACCAAUGAGCACGCCAACACCAGCUCUACCGUCGACCGGCUGCUGGAGAAAACACGGAAGGUCAGCCGGCACAUCAAGGAUGUCAGGGUGCGUGUGGAGAACCAGAACAUCAGGGUCAAGAAGGUGGAGGCCACUCAGGGCGACCUCCUCGCCAAGAACAAGUUCAGGGUGGUCAUUUAUCAGGGUGACCAGGAGGUGAAAUCCGUCGCCCCGGGAAACGAGCCAGAGGAGCCCAGCAGCAGCGGGGCCCGGGCCAGAGCCGAGGUGGAGCCCGACAAGUUCGAGCUCCCUCCAGAGUCGGACGAGGAGUACAUGGUGGUGGAGGAGGCUGACUCCUCGGCAGCCAGCCGCAUAAAGAAGACGGGGCUGACGCGCAUCGAGAGCUUCAAAGCCACCUUCUCCAAGGAGAACAUGAGCAAGACCCGCGAGAACCUGGGCACCAAGGUGAACAAACUCGGCGAGCGCAUCGUGACGGCCGAGAGGCGCGAGAAGAUCCGCCAGUCCGGCGAAAGGCUCAAGCAGUCGGGAGAGAAGCUGAAGGACACCAUCACCAAGAGUGUCCCAGCCAAGCUCAACCUGAAGAAGGAGAGGACUGUGGCAGAGGGCCAGGAGGGAGCCGAGGGCGUCACGGAAGGAGCUCUGCCCGUCCCUCCUCCCAAGGGCCGCAAGAGCAGCCCUCACGCCGCCAGGCCGGCCGAAGACGAGGGCAGAGCGGAGGGAUCUGAGGUGCCGAUGUACGACAUGAAGCAGCUGUCCUAA